AUGAGUUACGCAGACGGUUACGAUGACAAUGAGAUGGGCUAUGAGGAAGACUUCGAGGACUCCAUCACGGCGGAGGACUGCUGGACGGUCAUUUCUGCUUUCUUCGAGGAAAAAGGUCUGGUCGCCCAGCAGAUCGAUUCCUACGAUGAGUUUGUCAAGAACACUCUGCCCAAUGUCGUCGAGAACAUGGGUGCCAUCACCCUGGACCACACGCCGCCACUCGACGAGAACGACCCGGAUCCGAUCAUUAAGAGGCGGUAUGAGGUGAACUUUGGCGCAGUCAAGAUGGCCCGUCCUUCUUUGACCGACGGUGGUGUGACGAGAGACCUUUACCCGCACGAGGCUCGUCUGCGAAACCUCACCUACUCGUCCGCUAUGAUCAGCGAAAUGACCACAAAGACCUCGGUUGCCCGCGAGCGCCCCAUCGCCCCAUCCGCUGAUUUGGACGAGGAGGAGGAAGCAACUGGUGCUACUGAGUUGGUGUGGGAGAUUGACCGCGAGACCGAGAAGGAGAACGUCUUUUUCGGAAAGCUGCCUGUCAUGCUGAAGUCCUUUGUCUGCGGCCUCCGCAACUUGACCGACGAGCAGCUCUACGCUCACAGCGAGUGCCCGUACGACCAGGGAGGAUACUUCGUCAUCAACGGCAGUGAAAAGGUGCUGAUCGCUCAGGAGAGAAGUGCGGCGAACAUUGUCCAGGUCUUUAGGAAGAGGCAGAGUCCGACACCGUGGAUUGCUGAGAUCAGGAGUGCUGUUGAGAAGGGAUCGCGCCUGCUUUCAUCCAUGACCUUGAAGCUCUACGAAAAACCUCAGUUGUGGAAGGAAGGACAGGGUGCUUGCUUGUACGCAACGCUCCCCUACGUCAAGGCCGAUGUCCCAAUUCCCAUCGUCUUCCGCGCUCUUGGUAUAGUCUCCGAUGAGGAUAUCAUCAGCCAUAUUUGCUUCGACAAGAACGACACUCAGCUGAUGGAAGCGAUUCGGCCGUCUAUUGAAGAGUCCGUCCUGAUCCAGGACAGAGUGAGCGCCUUGGAUUUUAUUGGUAGGAGAGGUAGCAACCCCAGCACCGGUGGUACCAAGCGCGAGCGUGUGAAGCUUGCUCGCGACAUCAUCCAGAAGGAAUUUUUGCCACACAUCUCUCAAGCUGAGGGAAGCGAGACUAAGAAGGCAUUCUUCCUCGGAUACAUGAUCUAUCGCCUGCUCCAGUGUCACCUUGGCCGCCGCGAUGAGGAUGACAGAGAUCAUUUUGGAAAGAAGCGUCUCGAUCUUGCUGGACCGCUUCUUGCUAACCUGUUCCGCUCACUCUUUUUGAAGCUGACCAGGGACGUGUUCAGCUACCUCAAGAAGUGCGUUGAGGCUGGUCGCCCUUUCUCUCUCCAGUCCGCCGUUAAACAAGGAACCAUCACGAACGGCCUGAAGUAUUCGCUCGCGACCGGUAACUGGGGAGACCAGAAGAAGGCAGCCUCGGCCAAGGCUGGUGUUUCGCAGGUCUUGAACAGAUACACCUACUCCUCUACCUUGUCGCAUUUGCGUCGCACCAACACGCCCAUCGGUCGUGAUGGAAAACUUGCAAAGCCACGUCAGCUUCACAAUACUCAUUGGGGUCUUGUCUGCCCGGCAGAAACGCCAGAAGGACAGGCUUGCGGUCUGGUGAAGAACCUGUCCCUGAUGUGCAACGUCACUGUCGGUAGCGACGUCACUCCUAUCCAGGACUUUAUGACCCAGAGGAACAUGGAACUUCUGGAAGAGUACGAGCCGAACGUGUCACCGCACGCUACCAAGAUCUUCAUCAACGGUGUUUGGGUCGGUGUUCACCGUGAUCCUACUCAACUCGUCUCCGUGGUUAAGAAGCUGCGUCGCGAUGGCACUCUCUCUCCGGAGAUGAGUCUUAUUCGUGAUGUCCGUGAUAGAGAAUUCAAGAUCUUCACGGAUGCGGGCAGAGUGUGCAGACCUCUCUUCAUCAUCGACGACGAUCCAUUCAGCCCGAACAAGGGUAAUCUGGCCUUGACCCGGGAGCAUAUCGACAAGCUUGAGGCGGAUCAAGAAAUCGACGUCUCCGGUUUGUCUGAUGAGGAGAGGCAAGAAAAGAGAUAUGGCUGGCAGGGAUUAUUGCACAGCGGUGUGGUUGAAUAUAUGGACGCGGAAGAAGAGGAGGUUGCUAUGAUUGUCAUGACCCCUGACGAUCUGAGAGCACAUCACAGGGCCCGCCAGGGUAUCAUUGAUGAGGAUGAUGAAGAGACCAAGCGCAACAGGGAUCCUCACGAGCGUGUCGUUCCGCCUCCAAACCCCAGCGUCAAGCAGUACACUCACUGCGAGAUCCAUCCGAGCAUGAUUCUGGGUAUCUGCGCUUCCAUCAUUCCGUUCCCAGAUCACAACCAGUCGCCUCGUAACACCUACCAAUCUGCUAUGGGUAAGCAGGCAAUGGGUGUAUGUCUCACGAAUUACGAGCUGCGUAUGGAUACGAUGGUCAACGUCCUUUACUACCCUCAAAAGCCUCUCGCCACGACUCGCUCCAUGGAGUACCUGAGGUUCCGUGAGUUGCCAGCAGGUCAGAACGCUAUCGUCGCCAUUGCCUGUUACUCUGGUUACAACCAAGAAGAUUCCGUCAUUAUGAACCAGAGCAGUAUCGAUCGUGGUCUUUUCCGCAGUCUUUUCUACCGCUCCUACACCGACCAGGAGAAGAAGGUUGGUAUGGCUGUCGUCGAGCAGUUUGAGAAGCCUAUGCGGAGCGACACGAUGCGCCUCAAACACGGCACAUAUGACAAGCUGGACGACGAUGGUGUCGUUGCUCCUGGUGUGCGCGUUUCCGGCGAAGAUAUCAUUAUCGGAAAGACGGCCCCCAUCGCUCCGGACGCAGAGGAACUCGGUCAGAGGACCAAGAUGCACAUCAAGCGUGAUGUGUCCACACCGCUGCGUAGCACCGAGAACGGUAUCGUCGACUCGGUGCUUCUCACAACGAACAGCGACGGCUUGAAGUUCGUCAAGGUCCGGACAAGAACAACCAAGAUUCCCCAGAUCGGAGACAAGUUCGCCUCGCGUCACGGUCAGAAGGGUACCAUUGGUAUUACUUACCGCCAUGAAGACAUGCCUUUCACGCGCGAGGGUCUCACUCCCGAUCUCAUCAUCAACCCUCACGCCAUCCCCUCCCGUAUGACCAUUGCUCACUUGAUCGAGUGUCUGCUCUCCAAGGUCGGUUCUCUCCGUGGCCAGGAAGGCGAUGCCACUCCUUUCACCGAUGUCACCGUCACGCAAGUGUCAUCGCUUUUGCGUGAGCAUGGUUACCAGAGCCGCGGUUUUGAAAUCAUGUACAACGGUCACACUGGCAAGAAGCUCACUGCACAAGUCUUCUUGGGUCCGACGUACUACCAACGUCUCCGCCACAUGGUCGACGACAAGAUUCACGCGCGUGCUCGUGGACCGGUUCAGAUCCUUACUCGUCAGCCUGUCGAAGGUCGUGCCCGUGACGGUGGUCUGCGUUUCGGAGAGAUGGAACGUGAUUGUAUGAUUUCUCACGGUGCCAGUGCCUUCUUGAAGGAGCGUCUGUUCGAAGUCUCGGACGCUUACCGCGUUCACAUUUGCGAGAUUUGCGGUCUGAUGACCCCGAUUGCAAACCUCAAGCGCAACCAGUUCGAGUGCCGUCCUUGUAAGAACAAGACCAAGAUCGCGCAGAUCUACAUCCCGUACGCUGCGAAGCUGCUCUUCCAGGAGUUGGCAAGUAUGAACAUCGCGUCGAGGAUGUACACCAAGCGCAGUGGAUACAGUGUCCGGCAGUAG
Lasiodiplodia theobromae is the source of this 3768-nucleotide messenger RNA. Its product is annotated as DNA-directed RNA polymerase II subunit RPB2. Lineage: Eukaryota; Fungi; Ascomycota; Dothideomycetes; Botryosphaeriales; Botryosphaeriaceae. The record is from RefSeq and is a predicted model, not a curated record. The transcript has 2 exons. The coding region runs from base 1 to 3768 and encodes 1255 amino acids. Gene Ontology annotation, biological process: DNA-templated transcription. Gene Ontology annotation, molecular function: DNA binding; ribonucleoside binding; DNA-directed RNA polymerase activity. Gene Ontology annotation, cellular component: RNA polymerase II, core complex.